CAUGACCGGUGGCCCCGCACAAACAUUCGCCACGCACAUCGCCAUCUCGAUCUUACGUUACACUUUUUCCAUCCACCAGGUGUAAUCAACCACUUCCCGUUCCAUCAAAACCUCCCUCCUUUUCUCUCUCUCCGGCGCCACGAUAAAUCAGCACGGCCGGCCGGCGGUUCGCCCCUGCCAAGAGACGGCAAUGGCUCGCGGCCAGAUCACGCGGCUCCUUCUCCUUCUCCUGCUCUCAUCGACCGCGCUGCCGUCUCUGGCCCAGCAGACGUCCAACAGCACGGGCCACGCCGGCUCCUCUAGAACCGCCGGCGGGUUCUCGCCAACCACCGUCGUCGUGCUCGUCGUCCUCAUCGCCGCCUUCGUCGCCCUCACGCUCUUCUCAAUCUACAUCAACCGCUGCACCGGCGCGCACCCCGUCCCUCGCCGCCCGUCCCGCGCCACGGCCCCUAACCAGCCCGUCGAUGCCGCCGCCCAGUCCGAUCGCUGCCGCCCACGCGGCCUCGACAGGGAGGUCGUCGAGGCCUUCCCGACGGCCGUCUACGGCGACGUGAAGGCGCGUAUGGCGGCCACCAAGUCGGGCCCGCUCGAGUGCGCCGUCUGCCUCACCGAGUUCGAGGACAACGACGAGCUCCGGGUCCUCCCGGCGUGCUGCCACGUCUUCCACCCGGACUGCAUCGACCCGUGGCUCGCCGGCGCGGUCACCUGCCCGCUCUGCCGGGCCGACCUCAACGCGCCGCCCGCGAUCCCGGCCGCCGCCGAGAGCCGCGGCGACUUGACGGACACGGCCGUGCAGGAGGAGCCGGAGGAGCUCGACGAGGAGUGCUCGGUGGUGUCUUUCACGGCCGAAUCCCUCACCAGCUUCAGCACGAUAUGGAGGCACGAGUUCACGGGCGCGGAGUACAACCACUACCGCAGGACGCAGUCAGCCAUGGACGCGCCAGACAGGCACACUCUCAGGCUGCCGGAGCACGUCAUGAAGGAGCUGGCCGCCGUCCGGAGGCACCGGCGAGCGGCUAGCCUAGCCGCAGAGUACCCGGACACGGCGGAUCAGAGGACACCGGGGUGGCUGACCUCGUUCUUGCGGCGGUCCAUGUCAUGGCAGCGGCAGAGCCGCGGGGGAUCGGACGCCGUGGAGGAGCACGGCGGCAGCAAGCGGGUUCAUCCCGUGGCCGGAGCGCCGGUUGAGAAACCGAGCGGGUCGGGGUCCGGCGGUGACGAGAAGAAAGAGAGCUCCGACGUUGACGCGUUAAACCGGGUUUGACCUCUUCGUUCGUCCUUGUGUGUAAUCUUCGUCUGAGUUCCUUAUGUGCCUGCAAAUAGGAAUAUAUAUAUUUUUAGACCUAUAAACGCACGGUUUUACUCGGCAAUCCAUGGCUUGCCAUCUCCAUUGUUUCUUUCUCACUUUGGAGGAAGAAGAUGUCCUUGGAUUCAUGCACCUGUUGCCAUAGACAGAAGUUUUCAGAUACGCAUUACAGCCUCCUAAAUUGAUUGUGCAAUUAGUUCUGCCAUGGCGAGGAGUUAAUUACUUCCUAUGUUACCUGGUGGCCCUUGGUUACACUUCACGGAUGUCAACGACGCUUCCACUAAGAACGCAUUCCAUAAGCAAAAUUCAGUUGUUCUAAUGUUGUAAACAGAC
Molecule: messenger RNA, 1639 nt
Organism: Hordeum vulgare subsp. vulgare (domesticated barley)
Lineage: Eukaryota; Viridiplantae; Streptophyta; Magnoliopsida; Poales; Poaceae
Product: E3 ubiquitin-protein ligase Os03g0188200-like
Exons: 1
Coding region: 191-1264 (357 amino acids)
Source: RefSeq, a predicted model, not a curated record